Molecule: messenger RNA, 1839 nt
Organism: Musa acuminata AAA Group (dessert banana)
Lineage: Eukaryota; Viridiplantae; Streptophyta; Magnoliopsida; Zingiberales; Musaceae
Product: UDP-rhamnose/UDP-galactose transporter 6-like
Exons: 6
Coding region: 518-1525 (335 amino acids)
Cellular component (GO): Golgi apparatus
Molecular function (GO): antiporter activity; UDP-galactose transmembrane transporter activity
Source: RefSeq, a predicted model, not a curated record
CUCUCGCUCUCUCUCUUUCAAGCGGCGUUUCCUCCUCGUAUCGGAGGCCAUUUUGGAGUGAAGAGGGAAAGAGAAGAAACCACGGAGCAGGAGCGAGCAGAAGAAGGCUUCUUCCUUCAUUUCCUCACGGUCGCUGCUCCGACGCACCCCAGAUCCGGUCCGGAUCGGAACGGUCGGUUCGCUCUCGAUCUGGCUAUCUCGGAUCGAGUGCGUCGGUCUAGUAGGCGCGGAUCCGUGAUCUGCCUAUCUAGGGUUUGAUCUUUCUUGGACAGAUCCCGUGAUUUGGAUCUACUGUCUUCUCCGAUCUGCUUGUAUUAUCGAUUCGUUGCAUGUGAUAUGCGAAGCAUUGGUGCCGUUGCUCGAUCCGCUUCAUUCCCAAUCGGAUGCGACCGUGUUGGUGGCUCGGAUCUACGAUCUGCCUGAGCUAGGGUUUCAUCUUUCUUGGCCGGUCCGUGCAAACUGUUACCUGGACUCUUAGAGAGUAAGUGCAGUGACAAGUUGACAUAACCCGAAAAAAAUGGCACCUGCAAGUAAGGCUGAUAGGAAGGCAGCAUUAGAUGUAGCUGCUUGGACGUUCAAUAUUGUGACAUCUGUUGGAAUUAUUAUGGUCAAUAAGGCCUUAAUGGCUACUCAUCGCUUCACAUUUGCUACUACAUUAACGGGCUUGCAUUUUGCGACAACCACGCUCCUGACUAUUAUAUUUAGGUGGCUUGGAUACAUUCAGCCUUCUCAUUUACCUUUAUCUAACCUUAUAAAAUUUGUCCUUUUUGCAAACUUAUCUAUCGUUGGGAUGAAUAUUAGUUUAAUGUGGAAUUCCGUCGGAUUUUAUCAGAUUGCAAAGCUGUCUAUGAUUCCCGUAUCAUGUCUUCUCGAGGUUGUGUUUGACAAAAUUCAUUACUCAAGGGCCACAAAGCUCAGCAUAGUGGUGGUUCUGGCAGGUGUUGCUAUUUGUACAGUGACUGAUGUGAGCGUAAAUGCUAGAGGGCUGAUAGCUGCUACCAUAGCGGUUUGGAGCACAGCUUUACAGCAAUAUUAUGUGCAUUUUCUUCAAAAGAAAUAUUCACUUGGAUCGUUCAACCUUCUCGGGCAUACUGCUCCAGUUCAGGCUGCAUCGCUGUUGAUAUUAGGGCCUUUUGUUGAUUAUUGGUUGACAAACAAAAGGGUGGACAAAUUUGAUUACAGUGUGACUGCCGUGUUCUUCAUCGUCCUGUCAUGCACCAUUGCUGUGGGAACCAACCUUAGCCAGUUCAUCUGUAUUGGAAGAUUCACGGCAGUGUCAUUUCAAGUCCUUGGGCACAUGAAGACAAUCCUUGUCCUAACUUUGGGUUUCUUCUUAUUCGGAAGAGAGGGCCUCAAUUUACACGUGAUCUCUGGAAUGAUCUUGGCAGUUUUAGGCAUGAUCUGGUAUGGAAAUGCAUCAUCAAAACCAGGUGGAAAAGAGCGACGGACUUAUUCAUUGCCCGUCGACAAAUCUCAGAAGCAUGGGCUCCUCUCAGAAACAGGAGACCGUGACGACGAAGUCUAAGCUACCCUUCACUUGUCACCAUCUUCAUCAUUGCCCACAGGUUGAAUAUUUAAGUUGUGUUGCAGUAAAAUUUGGAAGAAGUUGGGGAUUUAUUUCCCUGGUCUCUUUACCAAUUUAGGAAUUCCCCUCAGGUGAUGCUGGCGGAGGCUCUAUAGUUUUCUUCUUUACACAUCUAUAUUAAUUUAUUGACUGGGUCAUCUUCUGGUUUAUGAAAAGAACUGAUGGAUGUAUACCCUAUUUGGUGACAGAUGUAUGCUUCCAUCAUAUAUGCUUUUGUAUUUGGUAAGUUGCAGAUUCAACUUACCACCACUUCA